CUGCGAGGGCGGAAACGCUUUGUCUGUCAGGCUAGCCGACAGCCGGCUGCUGGUCUCCCUGACGCGGCCUCCUCCGCGCCUCACGCCAUGGCGUCGGAGGGGCCGCGGGAGCCCGAAAGCGAGUCUUAAUGUUUGUGGACUACUACCUUUUCUAACAAAAAAAGCAUCGGGGAGAAGUCGUUAGCAAGCAGGGCAUCAAGUUAUCAGCAGAUGUCAAACCAUUUGUCCCCAGAUUUGCCGGGCUCAAUGUGGCAUGGUUAGAGUCCUCAGAAGCAUGUGUCUUCCCCAGCUCUGCAGCCACAUACUAUCCGUUUGUUCAGGAACCACCAGUGACCGAGCAGAAAAUAUAUACUGAAGACAUGGCCUUUGGAGCUUCAGCUUUUCCACCUCAGUAUUUAUCUUCUGAGAUAACUCUUCAUCCAUAUGCCUAUUCUCCUUAUACCCUUGACUCCACACAGAAUGUUUACUCAGUGCCUGGCUCCCAGUAUCAUUAUAACCAACCCAGUUGUUACCGAAGUUUUCAAACAGUGAAGCAUCGAAAUGAGAACGUGUGCCCUCUCCCACAAGAAAUGAAAGCUCUGUUUAAGAAAAAAACCUAUGAUGAGAAAAAAACGUAUGAUCAGCAAAAGUUUCACAGUGAAAGAACUGAUGCAACUAUAUCAUCUGAGAUAAAAUCAGCUAGAGGUUCACAUCAUUUGUCCAUUUAUGCUGAGAAUAGUUUGAAAUCAGUUACGGAUGGUUACCAUAAGCGAACAGACAGGAAAUCCAGAAUCAUUGCAAAAAAUGUAUCUACCUCCAAACCUGAGUUUGAAUUUACCACACUGGACUUUCCUGAACUGCAAGGUGCAGAGAACAGUAUGUCAGAGAUACAGAAGCAACCCAAGUGGGGACCUGUCCACUCUGCCUCUACCAACAUGUCUCUUCUAGGAGAAGUAGUAAAACCAGUUGCAGUGUUACCAAAGGGUGAAAUAGUGGUGAAAAAUAAUAACCCAAAUGAAUCUGUAACUGCUAAUGCUGCUAGCAAUUCUCCUUCAUGUACAAGAGAGUUAUCUUGGACACCAAUGGGUUAUGUUGUUCGACAGACAUUAUCUACAGAACUAUCACCAGCCCCUAAAAAUGUUACUUCUGUGAUAAACUUAAAGACCAUUGCUUCAUCAGCAGAUCCUAAAAAUGUUAGUAUACCAUCUUCUGAAGCUUUAUCUUCGGAUCGUUCCUACAACAAAGAAAAACACAUUGUUCAUCCUACCCAAAAGUCUAAAGCAUCACAAGGUAGCGACCUUGAACAAAAUGAAGCCUCAAGAAAGAGUAAGAAAAAGAAAGAAAAAUUUACAUCAAAAUAUGAAGUCCUGACAGUUCAAGAGCCUCCAAGGAUUGAAGAUGCCGAGGAAUUUCCCAACCUGGCAGUUGCAUCAGAAAGAAGAGACAGAAUAGAGACACCAAAAUUUCAAUCUAAACAGCAGCCACAGGAUAACUUUAGAAACAAUGUAAAGAAGAGCCAGCUUCCAGUGCAGCUGGAUUUGGGGGGCGUGCUGACAGCCCUGGAGAAGAAGCAGCACUCUCAGCAUGCAAAGCAGUCCUCCAAACCAGUGGUAGUCUCAGUUGGAGCAGUGCCAGUCCUUUCCAAAGAAUGUGCGUCAGGGGAGAGAGGCCGUCGCGUGAGUCAAAUGAAGACCCCACACAAUCCCUUGGACUCCAGCGCCCCGCUGAUGAAGAAAGGGAAGCAGAGGGAGAUCCCCAAGGCCAAGAAGCCAACCUCACUGAAGAAGAUUAUUUUGAAAGAACGGCAAGAGAGAAAGCAGCAGCGUCUCCAAGAAAAUGCUGUGAGUCCAGCUUUUACCAGUGAUGACACACAAGAUGGAGAGAGUGGUGGUGAUGACCAGGUUCCUGAGCAGGCAGAGCCCUCAGGGCCAGAGGGGAUGGACGAACCGAUCUCCACUCCUGCGAUUGAGGGCAAGUCUGAAGAGCCACCAGGCACAGAACUCCAGAGGGACACAGAGGCCUCCCACCUUGCUCCCAAUCACACCACCUUCCCUAAGAUCCACAGCCGCAGAUUCAGGGAUUACUGCAGCCAGAUGCUUAGUAAAGAAGUGGAUGCUUGUGUUACCGACCUACUCAAAGAACUGGUCCGUUUCCAAGACCGUAUGUACCAGAAAGAUCCAGUCAAGGCCAAGACUAAACGUCGACUUGUGUUGGGGUUGAGGGAAGUUCUCAAACACCUGAAGCUCAAAAAACUGAAAUGUGUCAUUAUUUCUCCCAACUGUGAGAAGAUACAGUCAAAAGGUGGGCUGGAUGACACUUUGCACACAAUUAUUGAUUAUGCCUGUGAGCAGAACAUUCCCUUUGUGUUUGCUCUCAACCGCAAAGCUCUGGGGCGCAGUUUGAAUAAGGCAGUUCCUGUCAGCGUGGUAGGGAUCUUCAGCUACGAUGGGGCCCAGGAUCAGUUCCACAAGAUGGUUGAGCUGACAAUGGCGGCCCGACAGGCGUACAAGACCAUGCUGGAGAAUGUGCAGCAGGAGCUGGCGGGAGAACCCAGGCCUCAGGCACCUCCCAGCCCACCCACACAGGGCCCCAGCUGCCCUGCAGAAGAUGGCCCCCCAGCCCUGACAGAAAAAGAAGAGCCACACUACAUUGAAAUCUGGAAAAAACAUCUGGAAGCAUACAGUCCAUGUGCCCUGGAGCUAGAGGAAUCCUUGGAGGCUUCAACCUCUCAAAUGAUGAAUUUGAAUUUAUGAGCGUUCUUGCCUGUGUAUCUGUAUUUUGGGUAAGGAGGGGAGGUCUGAAAAAGACUUUGGGGCUUUUUCUUCUUCUCAGUUUUUCAUGACAAUGUAAUUUGUGUAACUGUUGAAUCUGGAAAUUGAUCAGCAUUAAAGGGCACAUGAAGCAGUAUCUGUAGGCGUUCAGUGCUGCGGAGCCUGUUAAAGGUUGCUCAGAUGCGAUGUGCAGGUGUUAAUCUUCUCUAAAAGCCUGGUGACACAGCUCUGGCUUUCCGAGCACACUGUGGAUCUGGAAAGUACUGGAAAAUGUGAUACUUAGAAUACUUCGGCUGCUAAGGAAACUUCCUCUCCAUUGCAGAAUAACUGAGCCAAGUGAGUGAGUUUGCAGAAAGCAGGUGGUGAGCUCCUGCUUGCUGGAGGUGGCCAUGGAGGGCCAUUCCCACCUGGCAACAGCACCGUCCUGCAGGGAGCCACUUGGCAGAAGGAUGCAGGGCUGCUGGUGUCAGAGCAAGAGGGCUACCGGGGAAGGGCCCUUUCUCAGGGGAUGUAGCUUUUUUAAAAGAUUUGGUAACACUUGGAGGAUUUGCUAAAAUGAGCCUCAGAAGGGAAAUUGGUUUUCUAACCUGUGACUUUUUGAAAUGAAUUAUUCCUUUCAGUCUUUAUUUUUCAAAGAAACAAUGUGUAUUGAAGUACCUAGAUUUGUUUGAUAAUCAACAAAUCUUUCCUUUUUAAAUGAACAUAUUCUGAAUGUGGUUUCUGUCUUAGGCCAGGAGGACAGAGUUUACUUUCAUAUUUUCCCUGUAAGUAAGAGGGCUUAUUUAUUUUAAAUAAAGAGUAAUUAUUAAAUUUU
Molecule: messenger RNA, 3564 nt
Organism: Rhinopithecus roxellana (golden snub-nosed monkey)
Lineage: Eukaryota; Metazoa; Chordata; Mammalia; Primates; Cercopithecidae
Gene: SECISBP2
Product: SECIS binding protein 2
Exons: 18
Coding region: 360-2732 (790 amino acids)
Biological process (GO): selenocysteine incorporation
Cellular component (GO): ribonucleoprotein complex
Molecular function (GO): selenocysteine insertion sequence binding; ribonucleoprotein complex binding; mRNA 3'-UTR binding
Source: RefSeq, a predicted model, not a curated record